Lodderomyces beijingensis is the source of this 1659-nucleotide messenger RNA. NCBI's taxonomy places the organism in Eukaryota, Fungi, Ascomycota, Pichiomycetes, Serinales, Debaryomycetaceae. The record is from the annotation of a GenBank genome assembly.
AUGUACGACCUAAACCUACUCCAGAGCUUCCCCGACGAGAUCAUCUACAACAUCCUAGAUCAAGAAUUCCUUUCCUUGCGCGACGUUUCCAAUUUCCUCUUCAACUCCAACACACACCACAUUGCGCAACGGAUCUUGAAUGAGCGAUGUCUAGCUCACAUCUGCGUGGGCAAGCGGCGAAAUUACGAAAGCGUCAUUACGUCAUCCCACGAUAACGAAGUCAAGCGUGGCCCCCACUAUUGGCACAUCUACUAUAACUUUGUCGAUGCCCAUCUGUUUCGCGCCUGGCUAAGUGACCAUCAUCGCUUGAUCAACUUCACCAUCCAGAUAUUCAUUGACCAGUUCCAGCUUCACGAGUUGCAAUGUUUGAACUUGCUCCAGAAUAAGAACUUGAAAGUCUAUUUGAACUGGGAAGAUGACGACUUGAACACGGUGCUGAAGUUCACGCUGAUCAUCUGGCCUAGUCUCGCGCACAUUUUCGAUUUCGAGCACAAUGUGGUUAAAGUGGUGUUGGAAUAUGAAAAUAUCAUUGACUCGCCCAUGGUCUUCCAAUUGGACCAAUUGCGCGCGUUCGAGUGGAGAUACUACUACUCGACGGGGCAACGCAUCGAGUUAAUGGACCACAGCCAUAGCGUAGAGAAGAUCUUCAUCAACAGUAUGAAUCGCAUGUCGCUCGAUGUGGUGUUUGCUCAUUCCUUUCCGAACUUGACGGAGUUUAUCGUCAAGAGCCCCUUGGAACACCCGCGAGAUACGUGUCGCGCGCUAGCCGAUUGCCCACAUUUAAAGACUUUGAUGUUGCAUAGUUGUUAUUUUGGGGACGUUGCCGGCUUCCUCGAGAGCGUGGCCCCGCAUGGCUUGCUCAAUUUGAAGAAUUUGGAGUUGUGCAAUAACAAGUUGGGACAUAUCCGGAAUAUUGACUUUGCCUCGUGUUUCCCUUCCUUGUGCAAUCUAACUAUCAAGUUUGAAAACGGCAGUCUGAGCAACAGAUUCGAGUUCCGCGAUGUUGUCCUACCGAGCCAGCUCAAGACGUUGAAUUUGCAGUCAAAGAGGUUGCAUAGUUUCAAAGUAAACAAUUGCAAUAUGCUGCUAUCCAAGUUGGACUUGUCGUAUAAUCACCCGACAAGCUUCCAUUUUGAGAAUUUCCAAAAUAUCAAGGAAUUGAACUUGUCUUACAAUAGGUCCAUCUUGUCGUCAAUCUACAGAUUCAACUUGUUUGAAAUUACCAAUUUCAUCUUUUUCAGAGUCGAAGAACUCCAUUUACAAGGCUGCAAUAUCAAUAAUGAAGACCUUGAGGCACUUGAAGCUAAAUAUCAAUCCAACCCAAUUACUUCAUCUUCAUCUUCAUCUUCAUCUUCAACUUCAACUUCAAAUCUACCAUUUUCAAAUUUGAGGAAACUCAACUUGUCAAACAAUAAACUCACAAACCUCCGUUGCUUCAACUCUGGUCUCUACCAGAAUAUGAAAAUGUUGGAAUACGUUGACUUGUCAUUUAACGCGUUUUAUUAUUUGAAUAAUGCCAAUUUCCCACUUUCGUGCGAUAAAUUUGAAAGGUUGUUAAGCGUUAAUUUGACUGGCAAUUCACGAUUGACUUCAGUGAGGUUAACUGGUAUAUUUCCGAGAUUGGAGACCUUGUACACCCCGGUCAAGCAAAAUUACUAA